GGUGCGGUCAAAAUCCAGCCGCUCGCUUCCGCCCAGGUGAGAGCGCAGAGCAGCCGGCGACCCGGGAGCAGCCAGGCCUUUUACAACCCGCCUCUGCGGACCAGGUUAUUCUGACUGAUUCCAAAGAGAUCAAAUUCACCAUGCCUGAAAAUCCUGCAGCAGAUAAGCAGCAGGUGCUACAAAUUCUUGAUCGUCUGCAAAUGAAACUGCGAGAGAGAGGGGAGACUUCACAGAAUGAAAACCUGACUAUUUUAUGUAACACACUCAGAAGCCCUUUGUUUAAUCAGAUACUGACCCUUCAGCAGUCCAUCAAGCAACUGAAGGAGCAACUCAAUUACAUGCCUUCAGACCGUUCAGUGGACUUUGAUUUUACUAAGAGAGGGUUACUAGUAUUUGAUGCUGACAGAUCCAUUACUAAUGGGAACAUGUAUAUGGCUUAUAAUUCAUCUGGACCCAGAGUAGAUCCACUCAAUCCAAAACUAGGAGCUGAUGAAUUCAAUAUGAUGAUCCAAGGGAUGGCAAAGGGCAGGCAAAUAGAAUACAUAGAUAUAGAAAAACCAUCUGUUGGAGGCCUUGGUUUUAGUGUGAUUGCCCUUAAAAAUCAAACGGUGGGAGAAGCUGGUAUCUUUGUCAAGGAAAUCCAACCAGGAAGCAUAGCUGCCAGGGAUCAGAGAUUAAAGGAAAAUGACCACAUUCUGGCCAUUAACCACACCCCGUUGGAUCAGAAUAUUUCCCAUCAGCAGGCUAUUGCACUGCUCCAACAAUCCACAGGAUCUUUACAUCUGGUUGUUGCUAGAGAGUCAGUCCAAAGAAACAGUGGAGCUUCAGCUGUCUUAAGUGACACACAUCCGCCUGAAACUAUUCAAUGGGGCCAUGUUGAAGAAGUUGAACUGAUUAACGAUGGCUCAGGAUUAGGUUUUGGAAUUGUAGGAGGAAAAUCAAAUGGUGUUGUUGUAAGGACUAUUGUUCCAGGCGGAUUAGCAGAUCGGGAUGGGAGACUGAGAACAGGAGAUCACAUCUUACAGAUUGGAGGAACCAAUGUACAAGGAAUGAUCAGUGAACAAGUUGCCCAAGUGCUGAGAAACUGUGGGAAUUCUGUUAGGAUGGUGGUUGCAAGAGAUCCAGCAUGUGAGAUUACUGUGACGCCACCAACCCCUCUGAGCCUGCCUGUUGGUGCAUUGCCCUUCUCUCCGGACAAAGGUGCUAACACCCCUCUUUUUGAUACCUAUGAUGUGGAGCUUACAAAAAAAGAUGGACAAAGCCUUGGUAUAACAAUUAUUGGAUAUACUGGAACAUCUGAUGUGGCAGAUUCUUCAGGGAUCUUUGUGAAAAAUAUAAUACCUGGCAGUGCUGCAGAUCACAGUGGCCUUAUACAAGUCCAGGACAAAAUUGUUGCUGUUGAUGGGAUUAAUGUUCAGGAUUGCUCCAACCAAGAAGUGGUGGAGGCGCUGCGUCGCACUGGCCAGGUGGUGCACCUUACCUUGCUUCGACAGAAACCUGCUCAUGCUUCUUUCUCUUCAGGAAGAUCUUUAGAGAGAGAGCAGCCAAAUAUGCCAGCCUUAGUCCUGUCUGGAGCUGUAGAGACGGAAACUAAUUUGGAUAGUGAGAAUGAGGAGGAUCAAGAGGACAAAGAUAAUUUUGAAAAUGAAAAGAAGCAAAAUCUACACAAAAUAGGAAGAGACCCAGACUCUCCAGAAAAGGAGUUGAAAUCCAAAUGGGGAAAACUGCUGGGACCUGAUUAUGAAGUCAUGGUGGUUCGUGUGGACAUGCCAAUUACAGAUGAUGCUGAGCUCCAGAAAUACUCAAAGCUAUUGCCUCUCCACACUUUGAGAUUAGGAGUUGAACUUGAUACAUUUGAUGGACAUCACUACAUAUCUUCAAUUGCUCCAGAUGGUCCAAUUGCUAUGCUUGGCCUACUGCAACUGGAGGAUGAACUUCUAGAGGUAAAUGGAGUUCAGCUUUAUGGAAAAUCCCGCCGUGAGGCAGUUUCUUUUCUGAAAGAAGUGCCGCCUCCAUUCACUCUGGUUUGUUGUCGGCGCCUGUUCGACGAUGGCGGCGAAUCCUUUGUGGAUGAGCUCAGCACCAUCGAGGUUUCGUCUCCGGAGCCAAAGAUGAAACCAGAAGUAGACCUUCAUCCUGAAGAGGAAGGAGAUGGUGAACUAGCAUUGUGGUGUCCUGAUGUGAAAGUUAUUGAACUAGAAAAAGACUAUAAAGGUUUAGGAUUCAGCAUUUUAGAUUAUCAGGAUCCCCUAGAUCCAACAAGAACGGCCAUUGUGAUCAGCUCUCUGGUAGCGGGUGGAGUAGCCGAACGCGGGGGUGAACUGUUACCAGGCGACCGCCUGGUUUUUGUAAAUGAGAAAUAUUUGGACAAUGCCACUCUAGCAGAGGCGGUAGAAGUGUUGAAAUCUGUGCCCCCAGGUACUAUUCGCCUUGGCAUCUGCAAGCCUUUGGUGGGAGAAAGCAAAGAGGAGGAGAACUUUUGCAUUGUGGAUCCCAGCACCAUUGAAGACCACUCUGCAUCUCCAGCACCAAUAAAUGAUAUUCAUUCAUCAAUAAUGCUCGAGGCACCACAGGGUUUUAGAGAUGAAACAUUCUUUCAAGAAGAACUUGUCGAUGAACCACUUCUGGAUUUGGGAAGACCAUUUCAGCUAGCUCAGAAUGAAACAGAACAUAAGGAGUCCUGGGAAAUGCAUGAAUUCCUUAAGGCUAAAAUGGAGGAAAUGGGUGAAGAGCGGGAAAUGUUAGUGGAUGAAGAGUAUGAUGUGGACCCGGAUUAUUUUACAUAUGCCUCAUCACAUGUAGAGGACACAACUCCACCUGCUGGGAAGAACCUGGUUUCUAUUGGAGAAUGGGCGAAGCAACUUGAGCCAACUAAAACACCAGAUUUAAGAUCCCUUAUUAGCACAAAUGCUAAGCAGUCCCCACAUUACCUGUAUGAUGAUGAAGAAACGUAUGAAGCCACAGUGGAGAACAACUGCCAAACAGCCAUAUUUGAUGAUAUUGAAAUGACUGAGUCAGUAGCAAAAAGCAAACUGGAUUUAGGUACGAGGCUUCAGAACGACUCAAAAAGACGUAGGUUAGUUGACCUUGAAGCAGCUGAAAGGGAUGAACAAAAGAUGGAGGAUUACAUUCUUUCCAGGAACCAGGAAACUGGGAGAGCUGUCACUCCUGCUCAGCCUGCAGCAGUGUUGUCCAGUGAAUUACCUGAACGAGAAGAAGGAGAAGGAGAAGAAACUCCAAACUUCAGUCAUUGGGGACCAUCCCGAAUUGUUGAAAUCUUCAGAGAGCCUCACAUGUCUCUUGGAAUCAGUAUUGUUGGUGGGCAAACUAUUAUAAAGCGCCUAAAGAAUGGAGAGGAACUUAAAGGUAUCUUUAUCAAACAAGUCUUGGAAGACAGCCCAGCUGGAAGAACAAAAGCCCUAAAAACUGGGGAUAAAAUACUUGAGGUGUCUGGAGUAGACUUACAAAAUGCCACGCAUGAGGAAGCAGUGGAAGCUAUCAAGAAUGCAGGAAAUCCUGUUGUUUUUGUUGUUCAGAGUUUGUCUAGUACCCCAAGAGUGGUCUCCGUGGUACAGUCUAAGAUAAAUAAAGCCAAGAAAGAUCAGGACACAGAAAGAGAAAACAAAAAUGAGAAGGAACUGCCAGCUAAAUCCUCCAGCCCCACAGAAAAUCAGAGAAAAGUGGGGGCACCACCUCCGAUGAAGUUGCCACCUCCUUAUAAAGCACCCAAAAGACUCCAGUCAGAGGAGGAUGCUGUGGAGGAGGAGGAUUUUUAUACAGAGGAGAAAAUCAGACAAAGAUAUGCAGAUCUGCCAGGGGAGUUGCACAUUAUUGAGCUUGAGAAAGAUAAGAAUGGGCUUGGACUCAGCCUUGCUGGCAACAAGGACAGGUCUCGUAUGAGCAUUUUCAUAGUUGGCAUCAAUCCAGAUGGACCUGCAGGAAGAGAUGGAAGAAUGCACAUUGGUGAUGAACUUUUAGAGAUAAACAAUCAGAUAUUGUAUGGAAGAAGCCACCAAAAUGCCUCUGCAAUAAUUAAGACUGCUCCGUCAAAGGUCAAAUUGGUUUUCAUACGAAAUGGAGAUGCAGUUAACCAAAUGGCUGUUACUCCUUUCCCAUUACCUUCCAGCUCCCAGUCUUCCAUUGAGGAUCACAGUGGCACUGAACAUGCAAGCAGUGAAGAAGAUUGCAGCUCAGAAGUUGUCAUGAAAAGCUUGACUGAUGAUGAAUGUAUCAAAAUGGAUGUCAGAAACAAAGCUGACAAACAGAUGUUGAUGGUAGAUCAGCAGGAUUUGGUGGAGCAACUUCCAGAAAAUGUCCUCAAUCAGUUAAAACAAUCAAAGUCUUCAACCAAAGCACCCACCAGUUUACAUGAGAUAUCUUUGGCACCAACACCUUCUUAUCUUUCUCCAGAGGCAGAGUUCACCAGCCAUAGCAAUGUACUGCCUCCUCUGUUGCCAGUGGAUCCAGCCACAUGCCCAAUUGUUCCAGGGCAAGAGAUGACUAUAGAAAUAUCCAAGGGGCGAUCAGGCCUUGGUCUCAGCAUUGUAGGAGGAAAAGAUACUCCACUUGAUGCUAUAGUUAUCCAUGAAGUUUAUGAAGAAGGGGCAGCAGCUAGAGAUGGUCGACUCUGGGCUGGUGAUCAGAUUCUUGAGGUUAAUGGCAUUGAUUUGAGGAAUGCUAGUCAUGAAGAAGCUAUCACAGCCUUGAGACAGACACCUCAAAAGGUGCAACUGGUUGUUUAUAGAGAUGAAGCUCAUUAUAAAGAUGAAGAGAAUUUGGAGAUUUUCUAUGUAGAUCUACAAAAGAAAACAGGCAGAGGACUAGGUCUAAGCAUUGUUGGAAAACGAAAUGGAAGUGGAGUGUUUGUUUCUGACAUUGUUAAAGGAGGAGCUGCAGACCUGGAUGGGAGAUUAAUACAAGGAGAUCAGAUCUUGUCUGUUAAUGGGGAGGAUAUGAGGAAUGCCUCACAAGAGGUUGUUGCCACUAUCCUCAAGUGUGCUCAAGGGCUAGUGCACCUAGAGAUUGGAAGACUGAGAGCUGGUUCUUGGUUAUCAUCACAGAAAACAUCCCAAAGCAGUCAGGUGAACCAAUACAGCAUGCACAGUCACUUUCAUCCUGCACUGGCUCCAGUCAUCACUACCUUACAGAACUUUGUCAGCACCAAGAGGCUGUCGGCAGAUGCAUCUCCGAGAAAUUCAGUAGAAGCAGAUAUGGACCUGAGGACUGUGGAGAUAUUGAGGGGACCAAAUGAUGCCCUUGGUAUCAGUAUAGCAGGAGGGAAGGGAAGCCCAUUAGGAGAUGUUCCAAUCUUUAUCGCCAUGAUUCAAGCCAGUGGAGUAGCAGCACGUACCCAAAGGCUCAAAGUUGGAGAUCGGAUUGUCAGUAUUAAUGGGCAACCUUUGGACGGGCUGUCUCACGCUGAUGCUGUUAAUCUACUAAAGAAUGCUUAUGGGAGCAUUAUCCUGCAGGUUGUAGCCGACACCAAUAUCAGUGCCAUAGCUAGCCAAUUAGAGAGCAUGUCUGCUGGAUGUAAUCUUAACUCGCCUACUCUUGAUUGUCAUUCUGAAGAUCCAGAGGCUCCUCAGCCUAAGAUUAUUGCUUUGGAGAAAGGUUCUGAUGGCCUGGGUUUUAGUAUUGUAGGGGGAUAUGGAAGUCCCCAUGGAGACCUGCCCAUUUAUGUCAAGACUAUAUUUGCCAAGGGAGCAGCUGCGGAUGAUGGCAGAUUGAAGCGCGGCGAUCAGAUUUUAGCAGUUAAUGGAGAAGCUUUGGAAGGUGUUACUCAUGAGCAAGCUGUAGCUAUUCUGAAAUGCCAGAAAGGAUCUGUAACCUUAACAGUGUUAUCAUGAAUCUCAUUGCACAUGUGGAGAUGAAUGCAAUUAUUUUAAAACAGCGUAGAGCUGCUAUGAUAAUGUACAGUCCUGAGUGAGAUGAAAAACAAACUCCAGAUAAAAUUAGUAUAUUCUAAUCCUAUUGCCUCUAUUGUUUCAUUUAGUCUUAUAAAUGAAGCUUAUUGGUCAGUGAUUUUUCUACUUCUUUAAUAUCUUGUGGCUUCUGUUUCCUCUCAACAAGGUUAACUUAGAAAACUUUAAUGAACUAUAUGUGUUUUACUUUAGUUAAACAUCAGUUUAUCCCCACCAAUGGGAAAUCCCUGUUACAAUUGCUGAAACUGGAAUUAACGCGCACACACAAAAGAGAAUUUAGAUCAUCAUCUGAUGAUCAGAAAUAAAUGCUAAGUGAUUUGUCAUCUCACUCAUUAUUUACUUAUGCUAAUUGUCCUUUCAAGUAUGUCAGAAAACAUUAAUAAUGUAAUUAAAUUACCACAGUUCCAAAUGACGAAAUAUCCGAUUCUCCUCUGGGAAAGUGUUUGUGCUCUGCACAGUAAGUUUGACAGUCAAUGCUAACUUUUCAUAUUUAUCACUCUGGAUAGGUCCAUGCCAGUUAGUGAUUAUUAUUAUAAAUAAUAAAUAAAAUAAAUUAAUUAAUGGAGAUAUCCUAUCUCCUAGA
Messenger RNA from Terrapene triunguis (Three-toed box turtle), 6504 nucleotides. RefSeq names its product inaD-like protein. NCBI's taxonomy places the organism in Eukaryota, Metazoa, Chordata, Testudines, Emydidae. The record is from RefSeq and is a predicted model, not a curated record. Gene Ontology annotation, molecular function: protein binding. The coding region runs from base 141 to 5846 and encodes 1901 amino acids. The transcript has 46 exons.